CUUGGCUCAAGUUCCGACCCUGGAGCGGCCGCCUCGCCUUCGAGACGAGCUCGCUCCCAGAGCCCAGAAGCUCGGCCGCCGCGCCGCCACGCCUGCAGCCGCAUGGUGUCCCAGGGGCGCUGGUCGGUCGCGCAGUCUGCGCGACGACGCCCCGCCCGGGGCGCAUGCAGGGUGCUGGGCGCAAGCCUGCUGCUGCUGGCGGGGCGGCGGCUGUGGCACCCGCCGCAGCACUUCGCCGUGCCCCGCGCCACGGCAGGGCCGUCCGGGCCGCGCGCCCCGGGCCUCGCCGGGGGCGCAGCGCUGGCGCCGGUGCGUCCAGCAGGGCAGCCGAGGUGGGUCCUCGCGGCGGCGGACGGUGCGGACCUGCAGCGGCAGCGGUCCUCCCUGCUGGACUACGGCCGCGCGGCCUGGACCUCGAUCUGCACGGCCCUCUGGGGGCCGCCGGGCCCCCCAGAGAGGGAGGAAGGCGACGAGGUCAGCAGCAGCAGCGUCCUGGCGAACGUCUGGGCAUCGGUCUGCACGGCCCUCUGGGGGCCGCCCGACCGUUCAGAGAGUGACGAGGUCAGCAGCAGCAGCAGCAGCAGCAGCGUCCUGGCGAACGUAUGGGCAUCGGUCUGCACUGCCCUCUGGGGGCCGCCCAGCCGCCUAGAGAGGAAGGAUAAUGACGAGGUCAGCAGCAGCGUUCUGGCGAGCCUGAUGGAUGGCCUUGAGGACCUGCACGCAAGGAUCGACGGCGUCAACGCCACGAUCAUGGGGGUGUUGAAGGAUGCGCAGAGUGGCAUCGCGGUGAUGUCCAGCCAGAUCGGUUCCAGCCUAGGGGCCCUCCAAGAGCCCAAGGACCUUUACCUCUUCGUGAAGAACUACGACUGGAGCCUCAGGUACCGGGUGCGUCGCGUUGCGGCGGACCUGGACGUGGACACCCCCCUUGAGCUGAAGUGGGUGAAGCUGCGGAAGGCGCCCAAGGAGCCCGCGGAGGUGCUCGAGGAUCCGGCUGCCUCGGAUCUUUUCGACUGGACCGAAACCGCUCCCGCGGGCCACAAGGGGUUCAUGUACGAGGUGACCAAAGCUGUCGGGUCCGGCGUCGAGGCGGUCAUCAACUUCUUCAAGGGCCGCGGGCUCAACAUGAUCGUGAGCCUGGACGGCAUCAGCCUGGCCCCGCCGCAGGCCGCGGCCCGGCCCCGCCCCGUGACGCACUGCUGGGUCGACGUGGCCGGCCUACCCUUCUUCCCCAAGGUGAGGGCGAUCAACUUCUUCAACUCCCAGGAGAGCGUGCUGGCGUGGCAGGCCUGACGAGCUGGCGCUCCCGCAGCGCCCUCCUUGGCGCCUGCGGCGAGCAGGCCGCAGCUUCCUCUCCGGAGGCGAGGCCUGCGGACCGCGGCAGGGAGAGGGACGGCUGGGCUGGUAAUGGGUGGGUGCGUUCCGCACACCGACGGGUCGGAGGGGUGGGGAUGUCAAAGCAUCGUCUGUCGGCAUUCGGCAGCAAGUCGUGGGAGCCUUGUGUACCCUCGUAGCUCCGUCUUCGGCGUCGACUGGCGUCGAUCAGCGCCGGGGAGUUCGUAGCGCUCCCGUGAGUAACCACCGAAAAAGCAUCUUUAGUUUCGUUUCGGUGAGGAUCUUUGCAUGUCAGCCAUCCGCCAUCCUCCAUCCGACGCUGAGCUGGCAGGCCAGGUGCAGUGGCGCGCUUAUCAUGGUGCUAGUUGCUAGUGACGCACGCGCUUUUAAGACUUCAGGCAUGCUGGCCGUGCCAGAUGCAUGCAGGCUGAACGCUCGGCUCCCCUCCUCCCAGGUAACGGUUGGGAUUACGAAGGGAGCCAGGGCGUUGUGGACAAGGCGAUAGUGCCGCUUCAAGCGCUCCAGGCGGCUAAGGUUCACAAUGCUGUUGUGAGUAAUGCAAGACGCCUACACGUUUUUUCCCGAAGAGAACCGUCACAAGGACAUCUUCUUCUCUUCGGCAAAUUGAUACGCUUUGCGUUCGAAUCUUGCCAAAGCGCCUGAAUUAGGCGAGACAGUGCGCGCAUCGCCAUUCGAUAUUUUUCGCCUACUGUCAGCCGCUAGGUACUAGAUAUCAGUGAGUCUGGCCACUAGACACCUUUUCGCUCAGAGACUCGGCCUGGCCACGCGUGCGUUCAUCCGCGAGGCGUUUUGUCGCCCACACUGCCUGGCAUAUUUGAAUCCGGGCUCGAACAGAGGGGGGAGCACUGUCGUCCUGUUUCCAGUGGGGCAUGCGCACGCGUGCUUAGACUUUUUGAACUCCCGGGCCGACUCUCGGGGACGCUGCUGGAACCAUGGCAAAGACGCACCCGGACGCUCCGCCUGCUCCGCCUCGGCCCCGGCAGCUUGCCCCGCGGCCUCUGCCGCAUCUCUGCGCGGCCGUCCCCGCGCGCGCGCUCUUCGGACUGGGCCUCGCAGCACCGUGGGGGCGCGCAUCCAGAACCCAGCUGCUCUUCGUCAGGGCACCCUGGGCUUCUUCGCUCCGCGCGCUGCGCGGUGGCAUCCCGCGGCCGUCGAAGAGGCUGCUGCGUCCCGGGUCCUCCGGGCUUCCCCUCAGGUGUGCCCCGCGCGCGGGUCUUCGGGGCUGGGUUUCCUGCGACGGUUUCUUGCGACCGCGCCCGCACUGUACCGUUC
Molecule: messenger RNA, 2625 nt
Organism: Prorocentrum cordatum
Lineage: Eukaryota; Dinophyceae; Prorocentrales; Prorocentraceae
Source: the annotation of a GenBank genome assembly